This is a messenger RNA of Solea solea (common sole), 9630 nucleotides long. RefSeq names its product argonaute RISC catalytic component 2 (gene ago2). Gene Ontology annotation, biological process: regulation of DNA-templated transcription; regulatory ncRNA-mediated gene silencing. The record is from RefSeq and is a predicted model, not a curated record. Bases 195 to 2810 code for a protein of 871 amino acids. Lineage: Eukaryota; Metazoa; Chordata; Actinopteri; Pleuronectiformes; Soleidae. Gene Ontology annotation, molecular function: protein binding; endoribonuclease activity, cleaving siRNA-paired mRNA; RNA binding. The transcript has 20 exons. Gene Ontology annotation, cellular component: RISC complex.
AUGGGGCCGUAUCGAGGAUGAGAGACUCCAAAUAUUUACCACUUCGUUAACUAAAUAUCCUUUCCGAAUUGGAAUUCUUCCCUCAAUCUGGUACAUAUUGACGCCUUUCGACCACGCAUGAGUUUGGGCGGAAUUUGGCCUAAAUAAAGUGGAGUAUCUGUACGUCCACGACUCACGCUUGAAAAGUCGACAAAAUGUAUUCCUCUGCUGGAGCUGGUGAGAUGUCCGAGGGAGCCCGUUCCUCUGGAUCAGUAAGCUCUGACCCCCCAUCUUCUCCAGUGCCAGAAUAUGUGUUCAAGCCACCACCGAGGCCAGACUUUGGCACCAUGGGCAGGACAAUCAAGCUCCAGGCCAAUUUCUUUGAGAUGGAAAUACCCAAACUUGAGGUCUACCAUUAUGACAUUGACAUCAAGCCUGACAAAUGCCCCAGGAGGGUCAAUCGUGAAAUUGUGGAGCACAUGGUCCAGCACUUUAAAACACAGAUCUUCGGUGAUCGAAAGCCGGUGUAUGAUGGGAGGAAGAAUCUAUACACUGCCAUGCCCUUGCCCAUAGGCAGAGACAAAGUGGAGCUUGAGGUGACCAUUCCUGGUGAAGGCAAAGACCGCAGCUUUAAAGUAUCCAUCAAGUGGGUGUCCUGCGUUAGUCUGCAAGCUCUCCACGAGGCACUGGCAGGGCGGCUACCCAGCGUCCCCUUUGAGACUAUUCAAGCUUUGGAUGUGGUCAUGAGGCAUUUGCCCUCUAUGAGGUAUACCCCCGUUGGCCGUUCUUUCUUCACUCCAUCAGAGGGAUGUUCAAACCCUCUUGGUGGUGGUAGAGAGGUGUGGUUUGGUUUCCACCAGUCAGUCAGGCCUUCCCUUUGGAAAAUGAUGCUCAACAUUGAUGUGUCAGCCACUGCAUUCUACAAAGCCCAGCCUGUCAUUGAGUUUAUGUGUGAGGUCUUGGAUUUCAAAAGCAUCGAAGAACAACAGAAGCCCUUAACAGACUCUCAGCGAGUGAAAUUUACAAAGGAAAUCAAAGGUCUAAAGGUAGAGAUCACUCACUGUGGGCAGAUGAAGAGAAAGUACAGAGUCUGCAAUGUGACCAGAAGACCAGCUAGCCACCAAACGUUCCCACUGCAGCAGGAGAAUGGCCAAACUAUUGAAUGCACAGUAGCACAAUACUUCAAAGACAAGUACAAGCUCAUUUUGAGAUACCCCCACCUCCCAUGUCUCCAGGUGGGACAGGAGCAGAAGCACACCUACCUACCUCUAGAGGUGUGUAACAUAGUGGCAGGACAGCGUUGCAUUAAAAAACUGACAGACAAUCAGACAUCCACUAUGAUCCGUGCCACGGCCCGAUCAGCACCAGACCGGCAGGAUGAGAUUAGUAAAUUGAUGAGAAGUGCCAACUUCAACACUGACCCUUACGUUCGGGAGUUUGGAGUGAUUGUGAGAGACGAGAUGACAGAAGUGAACGGCCGCGUCCUACAGGCACCUUCCAUCCUGUAUGGAGGCAGGAACAAAGCAAUAGCCACACCUAUCCAGGGAGUAUGGGACAUGAGAAACAAACAGUUCCACACUGGUAUUGAGAUCAAAGUGUGGGCCAUCGCCUGCUUUGCACCACAGAGGCAGUGCACUGAACUCCUGCUCAAAGCAUUCACAGAGCAGCUGAGGAAGAUCUCAAGGGAUGCAGGGAUGCCCAUCCAGGGUCAGCCUUGCUUCUGUAAGUACGCCCAGGGAGCAGACAGUGUGGAGCCCAUGUUCAGGCACCUCAAGUACACCUACCAGGGCCUCCAGUUGGUGGUGGUGAUCCUGCCAGGGAAGACACCCGUCUAUGCUGAAGUGAAACGUGUCGGGGACACUGUACUUGGCAUGGCCACACAGUGUGUACAGGUGAAGAAUGUUCAAAAGACAACACCUCAGACUCUGUCCAACCUCUGUCUGAAGAUCAACGUUAAGCUGGGCGGAGUCAAUAACAUCCUCCUUCCACAGGGCAGGCCACUGGUGUUCCAGCAGCCAGUGAUCUUCCUUGGUGCAGAUGUGACUCACCCUCCUGCAGGAGAUGGAAAAAAACCUUCCAUUGCUGCUGUUGUUGGAAGUAUGGAUGCACAUCCUAGCAGAUACUGUGCCACCGUGCGGGUGCAGCAGCACCGUCAGGACAUCAUCCAGGAUCUGGCCGCCAUGGUGAGGGAGCUUCUCAUUCAGUUCUACAAGUCCACCCGUUUCAAACCCACGAGGAUCAUCUACUACCGUGAUGGCAUCUCCGAAGGCCAGUUCAACCAGCAGGUCCUUCAGCAUGAACUGCUGGCAAUUCGUGAGGCUUGCAUCAAACUAGAGAAGGACUACCAACCUGGGAUCACCUUUGUUGUCGUGCAGAAGAGACACCAUACAAGACUGUUCUGUAUGGACAGAAAUGAGAGGGUUGGGAAAAGUGGGAACAUCCCUGCAGGGACCACAGUGGACACGAAAAUCACUCACCCGUCAGAGUUUGACUUCUACCUUUGCAGUCACGCCGGCAUUCAGGGCACCAGCAGGCCAUCUCACUACCAUGUGCUCUGGGAUGACAACCACUUCACUUCAGAUGAGCUCCAGAUUCUCACCUACCAGCUUUGCCACACUUAUGUGCGCUGCACGCGGUCCGUUUCCAUCCCAGCACCAGCUUAUUAUGCCCAUUUGGUGGCUUUCAGAGCUCGCUAUCACUUGGUGGACAAAGAGCAUGACAGUGCUGAAGGGAGUCAUACUUCAGGCCAGAGCAACGGCCGUGACCACCAGGCCUUGGCCAAGGCCGUUCAGAUCCACCAGGACACGCUACGUACCAUGUACUUUGCCUGAGUGCACACAACCCCAGGUUGGUGUGGGUGAGACUGAUGGAACACACUACACCACCGGCUGUGCCGCUGUCAACUGUAGAAAGCAUCAUAGUGGUUUUACAUCAUGAUUUCCCAACUUAAACCUAUCAGUUACCCAUAUGUCGAUAAUUGUACUUCAGCCCCUAACCCAGCUAAACCAAGCCUGCUAUUAGACUAAGAUGCAAAAGAAUGGAUUUAGAGGUUCUACUUACAUGUUGUGACAUGUUGUGCAUUCGUGUGCGUUUGUAUGUGUCAGGGGGGAAUAUAUAUUACAAAAUCUGAGAUUAAUAGGAAAAGUUUGUACACUGAUAGAUGAAAUCUACAAUUUCUAAACUAGUGGGCAGUAACAUUUGACAUCGGGGUGGUUUAUUAUUUAGAAUAAGCUGUUUGCCCUCCUUCUCCUGUUUUUAUCAUUUGUUACAGUCUUGGUGCUCGAAAGGAGAAGGAGAUGUCAAAAGGUGAGGAGGCCCGUUCACUGUUUAUAAUGCCUCUGACAAACAUUAUUUAUCAGCCAAUCAAAGCAAAGUGCACUGAGAAGAAGGGGUACUUAACCAGGACAAAAGUACUUAAUAAUUUGAGGGUUGUGUGUGAUUUUUCACAUAGGGCACUAUGUGAUGAAAAGUGCCAUUUGAAAACCACCUUUCUAUCAUGUCAUUUUUAUGUAAAAUUAUGAUUUUAUUUGGCCCACGUCUGCUGGGUUUUUUCAGUAUUUGUCCUUGAUUGACAUUGGUGACCAAUAUUUAUGCCAAGUCUGGUAAUGACUUUACCAACAGAUUCUUUCAGUCACAGAUGCAACCCUCGAACCUACAGUUCUACUACAUAUGUUUUAGUGUGCAAAUUGACAAAGAACAGCUAUAUUUCAUCCUCCUCUGCCUCACUUGUUAGUGAACUGACCAAGUUGCACGAGUAAUCUAAUUCCCAUGCGAGAAAUAGUGUAUUGGGACUGGUUCCCUCCAAGGACUCCUUUCUAAUGUACUCUGAGCCGUGUUGAUAAAAGACACAUGAUGUAGAAAUCAACAUUGAAGAGAACUCGAUGAAAUCAGUUUUCUUCCCUUCUCUUUUUAUAGUCCAUUUUAAUUUCAAUCUUUCUUCUUUUAAAAAAAAAAAUAAUAUGCAUGUAGCUGACUCACGUUUUAGACAUUUAGGCUUUUGUGAUAUUUGCUUAUUGUGAUAUUAGAGUGUUCUGCAGCAUCUUCGUCAGAGAAAUGUUUGUGUCGCGCAUUGGCAUCCUGGCAAUGGUACAGUGGAGUGAAAGCUGCAACCUUUUAAAGUUCAACUAACUGAAAUUUCCUAAAAUCAAAAAAGAAAAAAACACAUUUUCAAAUUAUAGUGUUUGCUCCAGGAAAUGGAUGCCGUCGUCGCACUAGAGCUUGGGAUUUAUGCAAAUGACUUUUUGUGAGUCUUUUUACUAUAUAUACAGUAAUGUUGGUAAUGAGGUAUAUUUUGAAUAAGCUUUCAAGUGGAGGCUGCUGAGAAUAUUAAUAAGACUUUUUUUAACUGACCGGCCCACAUGUAGUCUAAAUUAACACUGUCUAUUUGUAUACAGAUUUCAAAUGCAAAUAUUCUCUUGCCUUCUGAGACUGUUAACAGUCUUACUAAUAAUUCUAGACAUUUACUAACAUCCCAUCCCAACGCGUUUUACUACUACGUCAAGCUGGCGAAUGUUUGUAUGGUCUUGAUUGGAGGCAAGUUGUCUAUAUUUUCUAACUAUGCAUAAUUUUUAACCAAGAGAUUUAACAGUGGGGUAUCUCACAUGAAUUUAGGUCAUUUGUAGAGAUAGAUUAUCAGGGCCUUUUUUUUGUUGUUAUUGUUGUUUUUUUUAAGCAUGUCGCAUUUAGUAGCAUUUCUUAGUGCUUAUCAGCAUCUUCAUGCCUUUCGUAUGGGUAUGAAGUAUUUAUGUGGUUAUUUGUAACGUUGUAGAUUUUAUAACCUUAAAAUGGGGGUGUAUCCUUUGUAACCCACAAUCUUUCUUAGCCAAACAAGAUUACAAACUUUUACAUGAUUAAUUAUCAAAAACGCAUAAAAGCACAACGGGACAUCUUGAUUCUAGGUGCUAGAUGUUUUCACUGUAAACCACCUUAAAUCCUCACUGGAUUGGUCCACAGAGCUUUUUUUUUUUUUUGUUAAUUGUAUGAUAACAAUAUGCUUUGUAAUGAUGAGGAUCUUCUCUCUCCCUUCGAUGACCUCUCUGUGUUACGCUUUCAACUUAUUACCUGUAAAGCAACUAGAAAGCCGACUGACUGUGUUUGUGGGGCAUUCUGAAAAAUCAUGUACUUGAUAUUUACUGUUAUGAUGUCAAUAUUGUUCUUAUCGGUGCUGGUCUCACAACAUGUAAAUUUGGAUGCACUUUUGAUCGCAGAACGUUGGUAUGACUUCUAUAGACGUGUGUUCCUCAAUCGAAAGCAGGAGACUCGGCCAUAUUGCGUGACACUGGCGUAAUUGUAUGGAAAUGGCCAUGUGUCCUACCUCUUGUUACCUGUUUUAAGUGUUAUGGUAACAUCACACCACUGGCCAUUUCUGUAUAAUUACCCCGCUCUCUUAUCUAAUUGGUAUUUUCUUGAGCCUUGUGUUGACAGUACAGCUUUUAAACGCUUGGUGUGUGCAUGUGUGGUGGCGGACGUUCUUUUCUUGGGUUUUUAUGUUGUUGUGGUUUGUCUUAGUUUACUCAAACUGAUAGGAGAGAGUGUGUUUUUUUUUGUUUUUUUUUUCCUUUUUUGUAGAGUUUUUGAGCAUCAAGCUGUACGACCAAAUUCUUGAAGUGUGUAUUUCAUACACGGCUUUCCUUGCUUUUGCUCCUUGAAAUUCUAUGCACCAAUGAAAUGACAGACUUUGGCUUGCCCUCGACACCUUUGAUUUUUCCAUCUGAGCAGUGUUAACAAUAAACGCUGUCAGGUGUGAUCAUUGCAUAUUUUUGAUCGGGAAAAUGUAACCAAAACUUUGCCGUCAGUCCGACUACUAUUCAAAGUUGCUUUUGAACUAUUAAGGAAAUUAAAAACAGUCUGUCUUAAGGCAAAUGACAGAGCAAAAUAAAUCUGGUCAGGUCAGUUUUCACCACAAAACAUUUGUUCCUUCAGUAUAUUGAAGUACAAUUAUAGCUGGAUCAAAACCAAUUAAUCGUCUGAAAUGUAAAUGUCCUCGUCUCGGCCUGAAUGUAGGCCUUCGUGAUGAUGACACAAUCGUCCACAUCAUUCACGUAUUCGAAUGUUCAGUCUCUCAAAGGGACGCCUGGGUGUCAGUACCUUCGUUGGCGUUUGUCCUCCACAAGAUGCCUGUCAUUUCACUUGGAAAUGACUAACAGACAUUUUGAAACAUUUCGACCAUAUUCUAGCAGGUGUAAAAUUCCAAACACCAAGAUGUCAUAUAGGGGAUGUUGUUUACCUCUAGUCACUUUUUUGUUGUUGUACAUAAACCUAUACCAGCACCUUAAAAUACCAGAAGAGAAUGGCAUUGCUUUUCCUCCAGAUAAAACUCAAAACAUUGUAAUGUAAUUUUUGCACUAAACUAAAAUGGACUCGGAAGCUGUUGCAGCAAUUAUUAUUAUCCCGUGGCAAAAAAAGCCCCCCCCCCCCCUCCAAAAAGGAGCAGUUGUCAGCAGUUGUGGAUUUUCAAAAUAAAAGCACAGCCAACAGGCGUAGCAGCCUCAAUAUGUGCUCUCGCUCAGCCAACCAGCAGCAUUCAGCAUGUCAUGUAUAAAAAAAAAAAAAACCCAAUGCCUUUAGAUGUUAAUGAAAGUGUGAAAAUUGUAGUUGUGUGGAUGGAUGGUUUGCCUUUGUAAAGAGAUGUGACCGAAAGGUACGUAAGAGGAAAAAAAAAACAAUCAUAAGAGUUUAAAAUGGCCGGUUGUGGACGAUAGCAUUUCUUCUACUGCUCUGUUUGAUGGAGAUGCGAUGCCAAAGUGUUUGAAGUGUGUGAAGAGAAGUGCAGGAACGUUUGACGUGGUGAAUCAUACUGAAACGAGACUAUACAUAUCUACAAUCUACAACGCAUCAGUUCAGAAGCCCCUUCCGUUUGUACAUAAACCUGUCUCAUAAUGAGUUAAACAGAGAAGGUGUGUGUGUGUGUGUGUGUGUGUGUGUGAAACAGACACCAGCCUGGUGACAGUGGUUAACAUUGCCUGAGGUGCUUAAAAGUAAGACAUUCAAAACCGCUGCAGUUAAUACACACAUUGACUUCAGUUUGGCUCUUUUUUUUCCGUUGUCUUUUGAAGUGGACAAAGCCGGUUCUACUUAUUCCUAAUGGCUGAUGUGUAAGUUACAAGACAUAUCAUAACAUCAUUUAAUUGUAUUUUUAUUGGAAGCAGAUUUUCAAUUUUCAAGCAGUUUUAAAUUAAGGUGUGGCUGGAUUUAAAUGUAUCCAAGUGUAAUGAUCGUCCUGUAUACAAACUGGCCUCAGAGUGGUUUUGGAACAAAAUAAAAAGCCUGUUUUUAAUUCAUUGUUUUUCAAACCAUUACCCACUGUAUAUCUUUACUUUCCAACUAAUACUGACAUAAAGAAACCUCCAUAUAAUAAUAAUUGAAUGUACUUAGAGCCUGCUUGAUUUAUUAUAUUGUAUAGGCUAGUCAUCCAGUAAAUUUAUACUCAUGUUUGUGUACAGUCUUCUUUUUUUGUUUUGCUUUGUGUCCUCUUUCUGACUUUAAGAAGACAUUAUCAUCUUAAAUAGCUCAUUGAUUUAGAUAUCCACCGCGUCACAGCUAAUAUUAGUCUCGUGCAUUUGAGAUAAACAAGCCGCCAGUUGUCUUCAUCUGGGUUGUUGGCUGCUGUAGUUUUUAGGAGGUAGAAAGGAAACUCAUCUUCUCUGUUCUGGUGUCAUGCCUGAGAGGUGAUGUAACAUAUGAGCUGUGUAUAUAUAUAUAUAUAUAUAUAUAUAUAUAUAUAUAUAUACAUAUACAUAUACAUAUACAUAUACAUAUGAUGGGUGGUUUGGUGUGUGACCCUGUUUGCUGUUAAAUCCCUGUCCUUUGUAAAAUUCCUCCCCGUAUGAGUCAUUAAUUCAUUAGUGCAGUGCCACAAAAUCAAGACGUUAAGGUCUUUGUUUUGAGUGUUGCUUGUGUUGCAUCCGUUUGGCGUUUGUGUGUUUGUGUGUGUGCUUGUGUGACAGCUUAUCAUGACACUCUGUUGACUUCAUUCUGCUCUGUUCUAAACUUAGUUGAACCUAUUUGAAGCGACACCUUGUUCUCACUUCUUUAUCCGACUCACCCGCAGCCAUGUCCCACCGCUGCUCUCCAUACAAAGUUUGCUUAUGUUGUUGUUGAGUACAAAUUCAAAUGUUUUUGUUGUUGUUUUUCUCCUCUGGUGGUCCUUAGGAGAGAAGGUUUACCUCUCAUGUUCACCACAUGCAGCUUUUGUGCCACUCUUGGGUGCUAAAUUGCAAAUGGUAGCACGCUAGAGUUAAGAUUAUAAACAUUUUUUUUUUUAAAUGUCAACCGUUUUAAUUCGGUGUUUACACACUUCCAUUUUUUAUAUACGGUCUUUGAGGACAUCUGCAGCUCAUUUGUGAUCAGUGUCGUGUCAAAUAAUCCGGUAAACACACCUGAUUCAAAUGAUCAGCUCGUCAACGAGCUCUGCAGGAGCCUGAUAACGAGCCAUUCAUUUGAAUCAGGUGUGUCUCUGGUGCUCUGGUGCUGCAGCAGCAGCAGAGAAAAUGUCGCAUACAAGCCACAAUUUUACCAGAGCUGAGACUUUAGGAAACAUGACAUGAGCCGAAAUGUGACAAAGCUGCAUCUGGUGGACAUUUGAGGUGAUGUCCGUGGCCGUCAAGCCUCACCAAACCAAACCAAACCAAAACCAAACCAAUGCCAUCCAGUUGAUUUUACAUGCAGCCAAUUGUGCAAGGCUGUUUUUGUAUGUUUUCAAAACAUUUGCCAGUCUUCAGAAAGACUUUUUUUAUUUCAUUUAACAACUUGGGAUGAACUACCUCAGAGCAGUGUCAGGUGCUUGUUUAAUAUUGUCCCUAAUUUAUAAUGAUACACAAACAAAACCGUCAAAAAUUGUAGUGACCAAACUAAUUUAAGCCAACAAAUAUCAUGUGAGAACACUGUUCUUUUAUUUUAUUUUUUAACCUAAACAACAGGAAAACGUAAUCAUGUACAAGUGGUUGGUUGCUUUAGACGCAUUUUUAUCAGACCAAAUUUUUGUAAUUGGGUAAUUGUCUCAUCGUUUCAUGCAAGUCCUUCAUUUUUCAACGAUGACCGCGCACAAUAUGGGACUCGUGUCGCGAAAUCAGCCGUAGUCGCGACUAGAUCGUUGAAAAAAAGCUGAUAAAUGCGCUUUGACGUGUUAGUUUUUCCACAUACACCUCGAUGUGAUGUGGAGGAGUGUUUGUAGACGUGUGUACAACAAUAAUGUCCGAGUGUAAUUGUCUGUCCUCUCGACGCCGACAAACAUUGUAGACUUAUGAUUAGCAGAACAACGCUUAGCAUAUGGGUAGGAAAACAAGAGGAACCGACUAUUUUCUUAUUUUGUUUGGUUUUACAGCUUAGUAUUGGAUCGAGCCACUCCAACGUGAUCAAACGCCUCCAUUUCUUUCUCCGCCGCUGUUUAACCCAGUACUGCAAUAAAACCGGGGUGAAUGUCUCCGAUUUCUCUUCACUUCCUUUCCACUUCUCCUACGAUUAUCCACACUCAUGCCUAGUUCUCUCUUCUUCUUAUUUUUGUUUUGUUUGGGGGUUUUCGAGAUGUCGUUUUUUUUCAUGCAACAAUUUUACAAAGGGAAUAUACACAUUUUACUUCACAAUGAAUUGUAAACGUCAGUGAAAGGUACAUAUGAGCUUGUGUGUGAGAUUAUUGUCAUUUAAAAAAAAAGA